Alternaria atra is the source of this 1569-nucleotide messenger RNA. RefSeq lists its product as uncharacterized. The coding region runs from base 1 to 1569 and encodes 522 amino acids. The record is from RefSeq and is a predicted model, not a curated record. Lineage: Eukaryota; Fungi; Ascomycota; Dothideomycetes; Pleosporales; Pleosporaceae. The transcript is spliced from 2 exons.
AUGGCCACGCAAGACCGCCCAAACGUCAUCUUCAUGAUGGCAGACGACCACGCAUCAAAAUCCAUCUCCGCUUACGGCGCUGGGAUCAACCACACCCCAAACCUCGACAGAAUUGCAAAAGAAGGCAUGCUAUUCAACCACUGUUACGUAACGAACAGUAUUUGUACGCCAUCGCGUGCUGCGAUCUUGACAGGAACGCACAACCACGUCAAUCUGGUCAUGACACUCAACUCCGAGAUCAACGAGCGCCUUCCCAACGUAGCCAAGAGCUUGCAAGCUGGGGGCUAUCAGACAGCCAUGGUAGGAAAAUGGCAUCUUGGAGAAGGUAAAGGGCAUGAACCAACCGGCUUUGAUUACUGGAGCAUCGUACCUGGGCAGGGCGAGUACUACGAUCCUAUGUUCAUCGAACCAUCAGGCACAAAGCGCGUGCCAGGAUAUGCAACGGAUAUCAUUGCUGAGAAGAGCUUGGAUUUCAUCAAGAACAGGGACAAGUCAAGACCAUUCUUCGUCAUGUGCCAUCACAAGGCGCCGCAUCGUAGUUGGGAGUGCGACCCCAAACAUAAGCAUCUUUACAAGGAUCCAGUUCGGCUACCAGAUACUUUUACAGACGAUUACAAGAAUAGAGCAAGGGCUGCUAAGAUUGCGAAGAUGCGUAUCGCAGACGACAUCACGUAUCAUGACCUGGGAUUGGUGCAACCAGAUGGCGGAAGCGAGAUCGGCGAGAAAUUGAUCGAUACAUACUGGUGGAACGAUCGCAAGAUCCCCAACCCAGAAGAUGUCACUAGAAUGCGCCUCAUCGAUAAAGAUGAUGGAACCGUCUUUACUUUCAAGACCCCCGCAGAGCUUGCCGAGUUCAAAUACCAACGUUAUAUGCAACGCUACCUCCGCACCAUUCAAUCCAUCGACGAUAACACAGGCCGAAUGUUAGACUACCUAGACGCCGAAGGUCUCUCUGAAAACACUAUCGUGAUCUACACCUCGGAUCAAGGUUUCUUCCUCGGCGAGCAUGGUUGGUUCGACAAGCGCUUCAUGUAUGAAGAGAGCUUCCAGAUGCCGUUCCUGAUACGCUGGCCCAGGGAGAUCAAAGCAGGAUCCGUGUGUGACGACAUCAUUUGCAACGUAGACUUCGCACCAACAUUUCUUGAUGCUGCCGGACUACGCAUACCCAGCUACAUGCAAGGCGUAUCUUUCCGCAAACUAUGGCAAAGUCAAACACCACCGGACUGGCAGCAAGUCGCAUAUCACCGGUACUGGAUGCACAACGACAUGAUACAUGCGGCAUAUGCGCACUAUGGUGUGAGGGACCAGCGAUUCAAGCUCAUUUAUUGGUAUAAUGAGGACUUUGGGCUUGAGGGUGCGAGACCAGCAGAUGCCGAGCAUAAGGAAUGGGAGUUGUUCGAUUGCCAGGAAGACCCAUUGGAGCUGUUCAACGUGUACGCCGACACCAGGUAUAGUGAAGUAGUAGGACAUAUGACGCAAUUACUGGAGGAAAAGAUGGCGGAUAUAGGGGAUACGCCUGUGCAUCCGACUAGGAGUAGACCCGGUGGCCUCCUCAAAGGGAAGAUAUGA